Messenger RNA from Limulus polyphemus (Atlantic horseshoe crab), 1062 nucleotides. Its product is annotated as spondin-2-like. NCBI's taxonomy places the organism in Eukaryota, Metazoa, Arthropoda, Merostomata, Xiphosura, Limulidae. Gene Ontology annotation, cellular component: extracellular matrix. The record is from RefSeq and is a predicted model, not a curated record. The transcript is spliced from 4 exons. Bases 1 to 1062 code for a protein of 353 amino acids. Gene Ontology annotation, biological process: cell adhesion.
AUGAAUCACAGCACCAUCAACAAAAAGUCAGUGAAGUGGAGUUUGAUGUUAGCUUAUCUGUUUUCUCUGAUGGUUAAAGCUUCCGGGAAAUGUCCAGAAGAAAAACUGUCUGUCUAUGAAGUGUCUUUAGUGACCGAAUGGUCCGAGAAAAACUUUCCCAAGCAGUACCCAAUGUGGAGACCCCACGCACAGUGGUCCAAAGUUCUAGGGCGCACUCAUAACGAUAGCUACAAAGUAUGGAGAUUUGGAGACCUGUCUACUGAGGGUCUCAAAGAGUUUGCAGAAAGAGGGAAGUCGGACAUAUUGGAUGAAUUUGCUCAAGGUGAUGAUGGGAUCUAUGACGUAUUCUCUGCUCCUCCAAUAGGUACAGGAGUUGGCAGAACUAAAGCCAAGUUCUUCGCUGAUGGAAACCAUUCAAAGGUGUCACUCAUUUCUCGAAUUAUACCGAGCCCUGACUGGUUUGUUGGAGUGGACAGUUUUGAGUUGUGUGUGAACGGAAAGUGGCUAGACACCACUACUCUCGAUGUUGGCCCUGUAGACGCUGGCACUGAAAACGGAUUUACUUUCACUGCCCCAACAUGGCAGACAGAACCCAGAAGGAAGAUUUCCCGAAUCACUGCUCGCCAUCCAAAUCACGCUGCCAGUUCUUUCUAUUACCCUCAACAGAAGAAGCUCCCAAGAAUAGCUUACUUCCAGUUCACCAAAAUCAGAACCUACAGUCUGACGGAAGCGUUUUCUCACAGUGAAGAGCACUCCGUUGCUGAAUCGGAAGAGGUGGAGGAUAAAGAAAAAGAAUCGGAAGAAUCAAAGAAAGAGGGUGCAAUAUUUAAACAACUGGAGAUGAAUACUGUUGGCUACGAAGGGACCGUAGGGGGUUUUCGAAUCAAGAUUAUGGAAAAUGCUGAUGGAGAAGAAACCACAAAAUAUUCCAAAAAGCAGAGUCGAACUAGAAAAUUGAGAAAGUCAUUGAAGAAGAAAAGAAGGUUCCGAAUUCAAGCUGCGUCACAUCGUACAUCAGAGAAUUGUAAUCGGAGUGUCCAGCUGCUACAGAAUGAAGUUUGA